Messenger RNA from Naegleria lovaniensis, 2145 nucleotides. RefSeq lists its product as uncharacterized. Gene Ontology annotation, biological process: intracellular signal transduction; cyclic nucleotide biosynthetic process. The transcript is spliced from 4 exons. The record is from RefSeq and is a predicted model, not a curated record. The coding region runs from base 1 to 2145 and encodes 714 amino acids. NCBI's taxonomy places the organism in Eukaryota, Heterolobosea, Eutetramitea, Acrasida, Naegleriidae.
AUGCCUAAAGUGAAUCAGGUCGUACCCAUCGGGGGAACUCAAUACGAUGCAAAAUCCAUCCCAGGUCAUCAUCUACAAACUCCCACCCAUGUAUCAUCUUCCCAUAAGGAUGAUACUUUUUCGUUAACAACGAUGGACCGACGGUUUUCGGUCACUACAGGAAAAACUCUAUCAGACUCUGUAACGUCUCAAACAAUAUUGAAGAAACAAGUAUUUGGAUCGAACACCAUUGUCGGUUUAUUAGAGAAGAUACCACUAUCUCUCAAACUCAUUCUGGUUGUGAUCUUUGCUAUAUUAUCCCUUUGUGUUUUCGGGGCCCUGCUCAUCGUAAAUUCAGUUAGGCAAAUAGAAUCAGCUCGUCAAAUUCAGAGUCUUUCUGAAAUAUCAGUCUUGUUUUCUGAUAUCGUGCACAGCCUUCAGAGAGAGCGUGGUUCUUCGUCCAUUUAUUUGGGCUCCUCAGGUACUUUAUUUGUUCAGGAACUUGCUUCAUAUCGAAAUGAGACGGAUGCUGCAUUAAAAGCAUAUUUAGAAAGGACCGUUACUUUGAAAGCGAUCAUUCCCGAUUCAUCUUCACGUUAUUUCUUGGAUGCCAGUGCAAACUUGGACAAAAUUCAAGUUUAUAUUGAUGGACUUCAGGUGUGGCGUCAAAAGAUCACAAACCUGCAAUUUCCUGUUGCAAAAGUUGCACUGGAUUAUUUUACAAAUUGGAACACGGCCAUCAUUGACACCUUAAUCAUCUUGUCAAGCCAAAGCUCCGACUCUGAAUUUGCAAUGGUUCAGACGGUGUUUAAUACAGUAACAGAACUGAAAGAAAUAACAGGUAUCAAACGGGCGAUUGGAAGUAACGGAUUCACUGCAAAAGCCCUCUCAACUACUAACUACAAUUAUUUCCUUCAAAUACAGGCACAGGGGAUUUUGCUUCAGCGACAUUUGAAACUGCUAAGCUCUCAAUCAACCUACUCCUUUUACGAAACAACAGUCAUGAAAACACAAGAAGCAUUGAAUUGUGAAAUUAUGGAAUCCUAUUUGAUUCAAAACUACCAGUCUGCAACACUCUACUCAUCAACCCAAUGGUUCAAUAACAUGACAAUCUUUAUAGACGCAAUGAGAGACGUCGAAAAUUACCUUCGAAAAAUUACUGUGUCUCAUGCAAACAAUUUAACUUGGCAAGCAACUGGCUCACUGAUUGCAUUUUCAGUGAGUACAUUCUUUGUGACUUGUCUCUCCACUUGUAUUGCAAUCAUUUUCUCAAAAACAAUUGUUGGUCCAUGGCAAAGAAUUCUCGCAUUGCAAGAAGAUACUGUUUACAAAUUUGUUCCAAAAGAAUUUCUCUCAAUUUUGAACAAGGAUAAAAUCACUGAUUUAAAAUAUGGAGAUUUCUUUGAAAUGGAAUUGGAUAUAAUGUUUGUGGACAUUCGAAAUUAUACAGGAAUCAGUGAAAACUUACAAACCAAAAAGAUUUUCAAAUUAUUGAACAAGUAUUUGAAAAAUGUUGGACCCAUCAUUCGAAAACACAAUGGAUACAUUGAUAAGUAUUUGGGUGAUGGCUUUGUGGCCUUGUUUUUGGAACCUGGUCAUGCUGUCAAUGCGGCAAUUGAAAUUCAAAUGUCUCUCAAGCUGUUCAAUGAAGCGCUUGGGCACAAAUAUCCUCACAUUGCUGUAGGAAUGGGAAUUGCAAGGGGUAUGGUGGCUGUUGGCUUAAUUGGCGAAUCUAGGAGAAUGGAUGCCACUAUUAUAUCAGACAGUGUCAAUCUGAGCGCCAGACUAGAAAGUUUAACCAAGCAAUUGAAUGCUCACAUCUUGGUGACCAAACAAAUUAUUGAUACCACUCCUAUGGUGCGAGAAAGCUUUUUCAGAAAAAUUGGCAACAUUGCUGUUGUUGGUAAAAACCAAGGAAUUCAAGUGUACGAAGUCAUUCCGUUUGACGACUCUCCAAAGAAAAAUACCAAGGAUUUGUUCGAGAAAGCCAUGGAUCAUUUAUACGAUCGUGAUAAGUUCAAUAUUGGAGAGGCUAUCUCGUUACUCAAACAAAUUCUCACCAUUGAUCCCGAAGAUGAACUGUGCAAAAUGAGGUUGAUCACUGCCGAAUCUUUGCUGAACGAUUGCUCUCAAUGGACCUACUGUGAUCGAUUAACAAAGAAAUAA